Molecule: messenger RNA, 2616 nt
Organism: Onychostoma macrolepis
Lineage: Eukaryota; Metazoa; Chordata; Actinopteri; Cypriniformes; Cyprinidae
Gene: tgm2b
Product: transglutaminase 2b
Exons: 13
Coding region: 151-2190 (679 amino acids)
Biological process (GO): peptide cross-linking
Molecular function (GO): protein-glutamine gamma-glutamyltransferase activity
Source: RefSeq, a predicted model, not a curated record
UGGGCUCAUUACGCGGCGUGGGCGUGACGCUCUGACGCGCCGCUCCGGAUAAUAAAGACGCGCGUGAGUGUGAGAGACAGCACACACUGUGGCUGUCACUGACUGAACACACACCACUGGAUCACCGCAACAUUAAAGCACAGCAUUAAUAUGGCUCUGGACAUCGGCACCUGGGAUCUGGCGUGUCAGUUCAAUAACACUGAUCACCACACGGAGCUGAACGGCACUGACCGGCUGAUCGUACGGAGAGGACAGGCCUUCACCGUCAGCCUGUACCUGAACUCCGGCUCUUACCAGCCCGGAUACAGCCAGCUGCACAUCACUGCAGAGACGGGCCCUCAGCCGGAGGAGCAGUAUGGCACCAGGGCCGUGUUUGGUCUCAGUAAUGAGAUCAACGACACGUGCUGGAGUGCGGCGGUGAGCAGUCCGCCCGGAGACACUGUUUGUCUUUCUGUCUGCGCCGCUCCUGACGCUCCCAUCGGCCGGUACGUCCUGACUCUAGAUGGGCGCAUCCAGUUCGACUUCAUACUGCUCUUCAAUCCCUGGUGCCCAAGAGAUGUGGUCUACAUGGACAGCGAGGAGAAACUGGCCGAGUACGUUCUGGCCCAGGAUGGGAUCAUCUUCAGGGGCGACGCCGAAUACCCAGUCCCUUUGGCCUGGUAUUUUGGACAGUUCGAGGAGGGCAUACUGGAUGCUUGUUUGAGAAUCCUGGACAUAAACCCUAAACACAGAAGGAACCCUGGGAAGGACUGUUCUGGACGCAGAAACGUCAUUUAUGUCACAAGAGUGCUGAGUGCUAUGAUCAACAGCAAUGACCGGGACUACGGCGUGCUGGAGGGCUGCUGGAAGGACACGUUUGACGGCGGCGUGAGCCCCAUGUCCUGGAGAGGAAGCGUUCAGAUCCUGAGGACGUGGAACAGCACUUCCUGUCUGCCGGUGCGCUACGGCCAGUGCUGGGUCUUUGCAGCCGUUGCCUGUUCAGUGUCUCGCGCUCUGGGAAUCCCAUGCAGGGUGAUAACAAACUACUAUUCUGCCCAUGAUACCAACAGCAACCUUGUUAUCGAGCGCUAUGUCAACGAGAAAGGUGAAACAGACAACAGCACCACCAGAGAUAUGAUAUGGAACUACCACUGCUGGGUCGAGAGCUGGAUGACGCGACCCGAUCUCCCGCCGGGUUUUGACGGCUGGCAGGCCAGUGACCCGACGCCACAGGAGAAAAGUGAAGGCGUUUUCUGCUGCGGGCCGGUUCCUGUGCGGGCGAUAAAAGAGGGCGAGCUCACCCUCAAAUACGACGCUUCGUUUGUGUUCGCAGAGGUGAACGCAGACUUGGUGUACACCCUGAAAUAUAAAGAUGGGAGCACAAGGAAAAUCGUGAAUGACCAAAAAGUAGGGCAGAAGAUCAGCACCAAGAGCGUAGGCCGAGAUGAGAGAGAAGACAUCACACACCUGUACAAAUAUCCUGAAGGUUCUGCGGAGGAGAGGCAGGUUUUCGAGAAGGCAAACCACCAGAACAAGCUGCUUCAGCAGAAAGGCAACCCUGGGCUGCACAUCACCAUCAAGCUGUCGCUGGGCAUCAGGAAGGGCUGUGACUUUGACGUGUUUGCAAUAGUGAGUAAUAACACCGAGGAGAAUAAGAAGUGCCGUCUGGUGUUUGCGUCACGCGCCGUGUCGUAUAACGGCGUCAUCGGCCGCGAGUGCGGCUUCAAGGACCUGCUGAAUGUGGAACUGUCACCUGGAGGAGAGAGGAAGGUUCCUCUGAAGCUGAACUACAGUAAAUACUGUAAUAAUCUAACGGAGGACAAUCUCAUCCGUCUGGGCGCUCUGCUGAUCGACUACAGCACGAAGGAAGCCGUCAUGGCCAUGCGUGACGUUGUGCUGGAUGACCCCGAGAUCAAAAUCAGGAUUCUGGGAGAACCCAAAGAGAAGCGUAAGCUGGCGGCGGAGCUCACCCUACAGAACCCGCUGCCAGAGCCCUUACAAGGCUGCUGCUUCACCAUCGAGGGCGCAAACCUCACCGGCAGCAGCUGCAUCACAGAGAAACUGGAGUCGCCCAUUGAACCCGGGCAGGAGGCCAAAGUCAAAAUCUACUUCACUCCCACUCAGUCGGGCCUGCGCAAACUCGUGGUGGAUUUUGACAGCGACAAGCUGGGCCACGUUAGAGGAUACAAGAACGUUAUCAUCGGGAAAUGAGAGAAUGGAAUGCGAAUCAUCUAUUUUUUUUCCAUGUACUUGUCAGUAUUCACAGAGUAUUACGUUAUCUUUUAUAUACUGUAUUUUUCUAAGAAUGUGAAAAUCCAAGCUGGGCUUCUGCAGCAGUAUAUACUGUACAUGCACGCUAUGUUUUCAAGCACAGUACGCAAUAAGAAAAUUGAAAAGAAGACAUCUUUUCAGUUUUAGGACAUUGAAACAUGCACAUUCCUGGAUGUUUGGAGCCACAUUGCACUGUGGGAAAUAUCAUGUUGUAAAAACACAAGAAUGAAAAGGAUGCAUGGAAGAGAUGGCGAUUUAAUGAGGUUUUUGGAAAAGGGAGUAAAUGUUUUCUAUGUUUUUGCUUCAUAUAUCUUUAUAUUCAGCUGUGACUUUUUCAUUAAAAAUCAUUUAUGCUACGAUCUUGAA